AUGGCUUCUUACAUCAAAUCUAGUCGUCUUUCGUUGAGUAGUGUUCUUGUCAUUGUUCUACACAUUGCUCUUUUCGGCAAUAAUGUUUGUAAAGCUAUUGUACCUAAUGGAGGUGCAGGCUUUAUACAAACGAAAGGCGCUAACUUUGUUUACAACGGUUCACCUUUUCUGUUUAACGGUUUUAACGCAUACUGGAUGAUGAAUGUUGCCACUGAUCCAAGUGAGAGGUUAAAAGUAAGCCAAGUCCUACAAGAUGCCGCAAAUGCAGGGCUUUCAGUUUGUCGCACUUGGGCUUUCGCUGAUGGAGGGGAUAAAGCGUUACAGAUUUCACCAGGAGCAUACGAUGAACGUGUAUUUCAGGCACUGGAUUUCGUGGUUGCAGAAGCAGGAAAAUAUGGUGUUCGGUUAAUAUUAAGUUUCGUGAACAAUUAUAAAGAUUUUGGAGGGAGACCUCAAUAUGUAGAAUGGGCUAGAAGCUCAGGCCUGCAGAUUCGUGACGAUGAUGAGUUCUACACGAACCCUGUAGUCAAAGGGUAUUACAAGAAUCAUGUUCAAAGAAUUAUAACAAGAGUGAAUACAAUCAACAAAAUCGCUUAUAGAGAUGAUACGACAAUCAUGGCAUGGGAACUCAUUAACGAGCCACGUUGCCAUUCUGAUAACUCAGGAAGAACACUUAAUGUUUGGGUUCAAGAAAUGGCUUCGUAUGUUAAGUCGUUGGAUGGACAGCACUUGUUGGAGAUUGGCAUGGAAGGCUUUUACGGAGACACGAUGCCUGAACGAAAGGAAAUAAACCCCGGCUAUGAAGUUGGGACCGAUUUCAUUAGCAACAACCUUAUUCCCGAAAUUGAUUUCUCCACAAUCCAUGCAUAUCCUGAUCAAUGGCUUCCUGGACAAAGUGAAGAUUCACAAAUGGGAUUUAUGCAAAAAUGGAUGUCGAGUCAUUAUGAAGAUUCAAGAAAUGUCAUAAAGAAGCCAUUGGUGGUAGCCGAAUUCGGAAAGUCAAGUAAAGAUCCAGAAUACAGCGUUAACAAAAGGGAUUCAUACAUGAACUCUGUUUAUAGAAACAUCUACAUGGAAGCAAGGACCGGCGGGACGGUUGGAGGUGCUCUAGUGUGGCAGAUUAUGGCCGAUGGAAUGUCUUCCUACGGCGACGGAUAUGAAAUCAUCUUGGCUGACAGUCCUUCCACGGAUAGCAUCAUUUCGCAACAAUCUCAUACCAUGACCACUUUAUCACAUGUGUUGAAAACGGGCCGACCUCAACAUGUGCCUGGAGUAGAAUUUGAUGAUGUUGAAGGUCGUCGACAUCGUCAUUCAUCCACGAGACAUCAUCGUCGUGGUAGACAUCAUCGUCACCAUCACCGUCAACAUGCCCAUCAUGCUCACAAUAGAAAGACGUUGCCUUAA
This is a messenger RNA of Erigeron canadensis, 1404 nucleotides long. RefSeq names its product mannan endo-1,4-beta-mannosidase 5-like. Bases 1 to 1404 code for a protein of 467 amino acids. The record is from RefSeq and is a predicted model, not a curated record. The transcript has 5 exons. Lineage: Eukaryota; Viridiplantae; Streptophyta; Magnoliopsida; Asterales; Asteraceae. Gene Ontology annotation, molecular function: hydrolase activity, hydrolyzing O-glycosyl compounds.